UAUAAAAUUUAGAUUGGAGGAGUAAUAAUAUCAAUACCAUUAAUUAAAUAUCAAGGGAGAAUCUAUAAGAUGCCUCCUGAUAUUUAAGGUGAGAGGUCAUUAGUUGAGUCAACCCUAAAGGGAGAGUUUAAAGAGCUUAAAGCGUUUGUAGGCGUGCCCGCGGCGCAGCAGCUGUCAAUGACGUCAGAAAGGCCGUCGCUCGCUACGUAAUCCCGUUGCUGUCACUCACGAGGAACCGGAACCAACCCCAGCAGUGCCUGCCUGCUCAGUACCGCGGGGUUUGAGCGCAUGAGACGCAGAGAAGAAUAACAAUGCUUAAAGGCCAUGUCUCGAAAAGGAAAACAAGCUCUCACCCAACCGAUCUUUAUGGCAGCAUCCCUCCGACAUGUCUGCCCAUCAUGUACCACCCAGAAUACAACAUCACCUUCAUGGGUUUGGAGAAGCUGCACCCUUUUGAUGCAGGAAAAUGGGGAAAAGUCAUCCGCUUCCUAAAAGAGGAGGGUUUCCUCACCGAUGCUGACAUCGUGGAAGCUCGUGAAGCCACAGAGGAGGAUCUGCUGGUGGUCCACACCAAACGCUAUCUGAACAAGCUAAAGUGGUCGGUCGUCGUGGCAACUAUCACAGAAAUCCCUCCUGUCCUGUUUCUGCCGAAUUUCCUGGUGCAGCGGAAGGUGCUGAGGCCUUUACGGACGCAAACGGGAGGAACCAUCAUGGCUGGAAAACUGGCUGUUGAGCGAGGAUGGGCCAUCAACGUGGGUGGGGGCUUCCAUCACUGCUCCGCUGACAGGGGCGGAGGCUUUUGCGCCUAUGCGGACAUCACUCUGGCCAUCAAGUUUCUGUUUGAGAGAGUGGAAGGCAUCGCCAAGGCGACCAUCAUCGAUUUAGAUGCUCAUCAGGGAAAUGGUCACGAGCGCGACUUCUUGGAGGACAGGCGGGUCUUCAUCAUGGACGUGUAUAACUGUCACAUCUAUCCCGGGGACGGGCACGCCAAGCGAGCCAUAAGGAGAAAGGUGGAGCUGGACUGGGGAACGGAAGACUCUGAGUACCUUCAGAAGGUGGAGCUUCACUGCGAGGGUUCCCUGAACGAGCUCCGCCCCGACAUCAUCGUCUACAACGCAGGGACGGACAUCUUGGAUGGAGACCCUCUCGGAGGGCUGUCCAUAUCACCUCAGGGCAUCGUGAAGCGGGACGAGAUCGUGUUCAGGGCUGCCAAACGGCGAGGCAUCCCCAUACUGAUGGUGACAUCCGGAGGAUACCAGAAACGGACGGCCAGGAUCAUCGCCGACUCCAUCCUGAACCUGAGCCAGCAGGGCCUGAUUGGAGGCGGAGCCUCACAGAGCGAGGGGGCUCCUCUGCGCUCGUCCCACAUGGAGAGCAGCUCUGGGUCUGCAGGCUCCACUUCCGUGCGUGUAUGAGGAGCUUCUGUCUGCACACGUCCUACUUGCACUCUUUGAACUUUUGCUUUUUUGCACAACAAAACCGUGUUCGGACAUUUUGUUUGAAGGUCAUCAAAGCUAAAACAGCUUUAAAAUUGACAGCCUCCUCCUGAAUCUGUGUAUCGUUUGUUUUUUCAACUCAAAAUCAUAAACGAAUCAUUUUUCGUUUAUGAUUUUAAGUUAAAAAAUGAAUGAACGAAUGAUACAGAUUCUGGCACUAAAACCAUGUUUACAUUUUGAUCAGAGAAAAUAGUUUUGUCUAAUUCAUGUUAAGGGGCUAGCUUUAGAGAGGUUUUUUGUCUCAGGAAAAGUGUGUGAAAAAUGACUUUAGUGUAGUAAUAACACAAAAACUACUUUAAUAAUCAUCUUCAUUAAUUGUAUAUCUGUUUAAAAUCCAGUCAGUCUUCUCAAACACAAAUGAAGUCAAACUUUUAGUGCCAGUCUGUGUGUUUGACAACUAGAACUUUCUAGUUUUGAAGCAUUUUCUAGGGGUGUAACAAAAAUCAAUUAAUUGAUUUAUUUUCCCUCAAUCCAUCCAGGUUGAUCCAAUUGAGACAAGCUUUAACUCAAAAUAUAACAUUAUAAAACAGUUUCAAAAUGAAAACAGUCGAUUAUGUGGAUAUUGGGUUGAGACAUGGUAGGUUUAUUUUACUGUAAAAGCAAACAUCAUAACAAACAACACAAUGUGACAACAGUGUAACAUGAUCCAGCCAUCAUUACAGUCCAAUGUGUGGAAAGUGAAUUUUACAAAGACGUGACCAUACAGUGUGGUUGAAUGUUCUAAUAAUGUUUGUAUUAUUUUGAUGUGGGGAAAACUACAGCGGGCUGAACUU
Molecule: messenger RNA, 2269 nt
Organism: Oryzias melastigma (Indian medaka)
Lineage: Eukaryota; Metazoa; Chordata; Actinopteri; Beloniformes; Adrianichthyidae
Gene: hdac11
Product: histone deacetylase 11
Exons: 11
Coding region: 312-1415 (367 amino acids)
Molecular function (GO): histone deacetylase activity
Source: RefSeq, a predicted model, not a curated record